CUUCAGCCUCAUCCUAACGUCGCCUUGCCCAGAAAUCGCCCAGAGCUGUCUCCAAGAUCGGAUUGGGAUGCCCAGGGACGACAAGAGCGCCCCAUCGGCUGCACCUUACCUCCUCCCGGAUGAUCAGCACACGUUUCACGCCCCACCACAUGAGCCGCAUCCGGAUCUGCACAUGUGCAGUGACGACCUCCCUCGUCCCCUGCGCGCCCCACACGGCUGUGCCAUGUAUCACGACCUGCCAGACUGGCUGACUGGCAGUUGGGCGCGUAAGGCUCGGGUCGACGGCUCGUACGACUGCCUUGUCCAACCACCUGCCGGCUUCAUCUGAUUCUCGUGCACAUUUCCUGAGCAGAUGGCACGUCCCACUAUCGUCAAACCCGUUUGGACUAGAUUGCGCACAUGGUCAUGAGGCGGGGAAACUGAUCUUUGGAUGUGUCGGCGUGGCCUCCCGUACCCAGGCAGUCAGGAGGAUGGCCGAUGCGAUGAGGCGAGGGCGAAUGAGGUUUCAUGCGCCGUCUAGUCUUCAGAUGCCCCAAGCCUCACAGAACAAGACCUCAUCAGGCCGACGAACAGAAACUAUAAAGAUGGCACUACUCCUCCGCUAUCCAUCAUCAAUUCCCUUCUCUCCAUCAUCAGCAGCAUCAGCAUCAGUCUUCAGUCUUCAGCUCUUUUCUCUUCACUUCCCUGCCAGGUUUGCAGAACAGCUUACGAUUGAUUCGUAACUCCAUUCAAUAAUCUCAGAUUAAUUAUCUUAUCCUCAUCAUCUCCCACCAGUUCACCACCAUCCCAACAUCAGCCAAAAUGUUCUCCAAGAUCUUCCUCAUCGCCCUCGCCGCCUCCCCUCUGGUCGCCGCCCAUGGCAAGAUCGCAGUCGCGACUGGUGAUGCCGGUGGCAACUCCACUGCUCUGGGUAUCCAGGGUGGUGUGAUCCCCGGCCCUGGCAAGAACAAGGUCACCGAGCCUGAUACCACCGUCUUCAAGGGUGACCAGGCUGACUCUUGUGGACGAACCAACGGCCAAGGAGACAACGACAUUGAGGCCGGCACCCAGGCCGCCAUGGCCCUCUCCGGCAACACCCUCGCCCAGGUCACCCCCGGUGGCUCCGUCUCCGGCACCCUGCACAUCGUCACCUCCGACGGCGCCGGCCCCUACAAGGCCAUGCUCAACACCGACGGCACCGGCCAGAGCUGGACGCAGAUGGAGGUCGAGACCCAGGUUCCCGGCACCAAGGGCAAGAUCCAGAAGUCCGAGAAGCGCGCCUGGGCCCGCGCCCUGCAGGCCGUCGGCAUCAUGAAGCGUGCCACCAACAUCAACGAGGACUACCCCUUCAAGGUCAACAUGCCCGCUGGCGCCACCUGCACCGGCAACAUCGCUGGCCAGGCCAACACCUGCCUCGUCAAGCUCGUCAACCCCAGCAACGCCGGCCCCUUCGGUGGCUGCAUCCCCGUCCAGAUGGUCAUGCCUGGCGCCGCUGCUGCAGCCCCCGCCCCCGCGGCUGGUGCUGCCACCGCCCGCCGCAUGGCUCGCAGCUUUGCCGCCUAAGUUGUUGGAGAAGAGGAUCGGGUAUAAAUCUUGAGAUUGGCUCUCUGUAAUGAGAUAUCCAUCCGAAUGCGAAUCGUGACUGGGAAGAGCGGGAGAAAAGGGGGACUGUAUCUAGCUGAUGGCAACGAGGGACAUGGCCCGGUUUGGUGCGCGCGGAUAGCACAAACGUCCUGUGCACUGUACAUUCAUUUAGAGGCGUUGGGAUUGAAUUUGGUAGAUCAUAGGUUUGAUCCCAAUGUCAGGGUCAUAAUAAAUCACUACUUUCUUUAA
Diaporthe batatas is the source of this 1812-nucleotide messenger RNA. RefSeq lists its product as uncharacterized. Lineage: Eukaryota; Fungi; Ascomycota; Sordariomycetes; Diaporthales; Diaporthaceae. Bases 802 to 1542 code for a protein of 246 amino acids. The transcript has 2 exons. The record is from RefSeq and is a predicted model, not a curated record.